This is a messenger RNA of Engraulis encrasicolus (European anchovy), 1193 nucleotides long. Its product is annotated as galactosylgalactosylxylosylprotein 3-beta-glucuronosyltransferase 2-like. Bases 256 to 1077 code for a protein of 273 amino acids. Gene Ontology annotation, biological process: chondroitin sulfate proteoglycan biosynthetic process; carbohydrate metabolic process. Gene Ontology annotation, cellular component: Golgi membrane. Lineage: Eukaryota; Metazoa; Chordata; Actinopteri; Clupeiformes; Engraulidae. Gene Ontology annotation, molecular function: galactosylgalactosylxylosylprotein 3-beta-glucuronosyltransferase activity. The record is from RefSeq and is a predicted model, not a curated record. The transcript has 4 exons.
UGCAGAAUCUCAGUGAAGAGUUGUGGUACACUGGUUUGGAUGUCGUCUCUACCUUGCCAUUGGCCAAUUUUCAGUAAUUAGGUUAGUAUCUUUUGUGUACAGCUCCUGUGUUCUGUAAUUUAGCUAAGAAAAACAUCCACCAAGCCAUUGGAUUCUUUGCGGGGACUAUUGCGUGGAACUCUCGACACACUCUUACUAGAGAAUACUGCACCUGACACUGCAGGCAAAGGCCUUGUAUUAUUACUGAGCCCUGUCAUGGCAGUGCAAAGGAAACUACUCUCCAUUUUCCAUGCUCUGGCUUGGGCUCUGACAGUUGGGGUCCUGAUUCACCUACAUCCCUUGGAGAUGCCUGUUGACCUUCCAUUUGUCUAUUUCAUCACCCCGACCUACACGAGGACAACACAGAAAGCAGAUCUGACCCGCUUGGCAAACACCCUUGGACAUGUACCCAAUCUACAUUGGAUUGUGGUGGAAGAUGCUGCUGUCAGAUCACCAAUGGUAGAGCUGGUCCUGUCCAAGUCCAACGUGCCCUACACCCAUAUGAACAUCUCUACACCGGCAUUCUGCAAGAAAGGCUGCGUGGCCCGUGGCACAGAGCAGAGGAACCUGGGCCUGGAUUGGCUGAGGGGGAACAGGGGACCAGUGGACUCUGGUGUUGUGUACUUCGGAGAUGAUGACAACACCUACGACCUGGAGCUUUUCACACAGAUACGGUACACUAAGGGAGUGUCAGUGUUUCCAGUGGGACUUGUCGCAGCACGCUUGUAUGAGAGGCCGAUAGUGCGCAACGGUGAAAUAGUGGACUGGUACACUGGCUUCCGGGGAAGGAAAUUCAAUGUUGACAUGGCAGGCUUUGCGGUAAACCUGCACCUGCUCUUGGCCAAGCCGAAAGCUCGGUUCAUCCUGAAGGGGGCCAGAGGUGGACAUCAGGAGACCGACUUCCUCAGCCUGCUGACCAAGGUGGAGGACCUGGAACCAUUAGCCAACAACUGCACUAAGGUUUUGGUUUGGCACACACGCACAGAGAAACCCUACCUGCGUGGCCAGAGUAAAGACAUCAUAGCCGUAGAGGUCUGAGGAUAUGACAUCAUCAUGAGCAUACAUCAACUGUGGGAUAUGGCCCAAAAGUAGUGACUCAUGGGACUCAUUGUGGUUGCAGGGCAGGAAUGGGAGUGCACAAUGCAGGAGUGGUG